Molecule: messenger RNA, 915 nt
Organism: Striga hermonthica
Lineage: Eukaryota; Viridiplantae; Streptophyta; Magnoliopsida; Lamiales; Orobanchaceae
Source: the annotation of a GenBank genome assembly
AUGGCACAUGUAAAACUCGGGCAAAACUAUGGUUUGCCAUAUUCUAAUCUGUCUUCACUGACUGCAGAUGGUGCUUUUCAACGACAGAUAAAUUCCCAUUUUCAAGCCGACGAUUUUUUCACACUCCCACAUCCACACUGGAAUAUUCCCUACCCAGCCGAAAAACUUGGUCCCAAAAGUUCCCAAAAUGCCCUUCCGGGGCUCAAGCAAAUUGAUCAUCCUCGUGUGCCUCAAGAAAAAGGGUUCCUCAUUUUCGAUCGAUGUGGGAAUCACACUACAUAUUUCUUUAGCCCUUCCUUUUGUUCUCCGCAAAAUCCCGUUAUUGCCCCUGAAGAUGAUGAAAAAGUGGCAGCUCGAGCUGACAAGCUGUUGAACACUUUAAUCGAAGAAAAAUGGGAUGAGAAUUAUUUGAACGAUGGAGGAGAAGAUGAGAUGGUCAAUGAUAGUGAAGAAAUUGAUGCCCUUCUAUACUCUGAUAGUGAUUAUAAUGAUGAUGAUGAUGAUGAUGAUGAUGAUGAUGAUGAUGAUGAUGAUGAAGAAGAUAACAAUGAAGUAACUAGCACGAGACGCAUCUCAUUUAAAAUCGAAGAGGGCUAUUAUCAUAAAGAAAAAUUAUUUGAUGAGCUCAUAGAAGAAGUCGCUAGCUGUGAUGGCUCGUCAAAAAGGCAACAGUUGCUUUAUGGCGGGCACAAGAAAUCAUCAUCAUCAUCAUCGUCGUCGUCGUCGUCCAAUUACGAGGAUUAUAUUAAUUUGAGCAAGAGGGAGAAGAAGGUUAAGACACGCGAGAUGUUGAAAAUUCUCUGUAGUCUCGUUCCUGAAUCGGGUAGUCUGAAAGACCCGGUCACCAUAAUCGAGAAAGCCAUUGUUUAUUUGGAGUCGAUGAAAAUCGAAGCAGCAGCUCUCGGUCUCGCUUGA